CGGCCUGGGGUCUUACGAGCGCGGCGGAGGGGAAUGUUGGCAACGCUGUGGAACGCCAACUAGGCGUGACGGCGUGUGCGGGGCGAGAAUGCUUUUUUGGGACGAGGGCCCGUGGUGCCAAUGAGGUCCCCACAGGAGUACGGUCCGGUACCCCGAAACGCUUGCGAACCGAUGGUCGGGCUGAGACCCGUGCGUGACCCCCGCGAGGGCUGGAGCAACCGACCGUGAACCGGAAGGGGCUGGGCUGGGGCGGCCGUGGGCGCCAGCGCCGGAGCGGCAGUGACUUGCCGCUGCUUCCCUCGGGACUCUCAGGACCAUCGCCACUUGAAGCCAAGGGGAAGAGGGAGGGUGUCCUCUUUGGGGCCCAGGCUUUGCAUAGAGUGACUCGGGAGUGGUGGCGGUUUGGGAAAGGUCACCACCCUUUGAUCCAGUCCUGGGGCAGGCACCUAACCUGGUCAGUGCCCUCCCCCGCCAGUUUGCAUGUUAGAAAACUGAGCCCCUAGUUGGUUAAACUAUCAAGGCCAAAAUUAUCCUGCCAGUGGUGAAAGAAGUUGGGAUUUGGAUGCAAGUCUGGUUUCAAAGACUGAUCUUUUCCUCUUCACAGUGGAACUCGAGAGAGAAAACAUUUGGGACCAGGAGCGUAGUCUGCCCUUUUCCUCUUAAGCAAUACUCCCAAGAUCUUACCAGCUCAGACUUUCAUUCCUGCCUUCAUUUCUUCACCAACUGUAGAGCACCUAUGACGUGAGCGCUGGGGCAGCAGGGGUCAUGGAGCUUCCAUUCCAGCAAAUGGGGGGAGCAUUCUCAGUGCAGAGACAGACUGGAAAGAACAUGCGGUAUAAAGCAUGGCUGGGGAAUUAAGCCCACUUCAGUGGCUAGACAGGAGGGAGGGGACAGUUGAGUUAUCACUUGAUGAUAGGAUGUAGCCCUGAGAGGACAGGACAGAGAGUUUCAGGCAGAGGAAGACCUUGGAGUCACUUGAGUCAGUUUCACCCAUCUGGGCCAGUCCUUCAGGGGAGGCGACGCUGUGGAGGUAGUUGGUCCUCCAGGCUGAGGUCUGGUUCCAUACUGUGAACCCAUCUCAGCUCCAGCCAGGGAGUACCUGGCCUGGCCUUUGGGGACUUCGGAGCUCCUCCCCUCACCUGUCUUCAGUGAAAUGGAAAUCAGGUGCAGGCAGCCCAACUUCUCAUCUGACUUCUCUCUAAAUAAGCGGAGAGCCUUUUCGACACAGUCGAUGCGCACACGUGUCAUGGUGACAGAUACAUCUUGUGGGUUCAUAACUGCCUUACUGCGGAAACCAGCAGGAGAUGGACCAGGUUUUUUGCUGUUUGUGGCUACUUGAGCUUGUGUUUUGAGCCAGGUCGGGUCGCUGCUCAGGUGUUACCUUCUCCAGGAGGCCUCCCUGACCACUUCUUGACAAUGGUCUAAAUCCUUCUUUGCCUGCUCUGUGAUGAUGGAAGUGGGCUGUGGAAAUAUUUCACCUGCGACAUUUGGUAUGAUGUAAUGCCAGUAGAGGAGGAUGGAAGGACAGUGAAAAAGGAAGGAAUUUCCUCUUCCUGUUUCCCGAGUCCUGCAGGGUGCAGGGUCUCUUGCACUGGGCUCCUACAGGGUGCAGCUUCCCCAGCUCCCAGUUCUGGUAGCUCAGGGCAACCAGCAGAGCCCAGCUGCUAGAAGCUUCCCUCAGAACUUUCUCAAAGUGAUGUGCCACUGGCAAGGCACCUGACUAUGAACGACUUCUUUGAGCAUCCCUCAGCUGACUUUGCAGCAACUUCCAAGGUCAUUUAAACAAAUUUUUAAAAAUUCCCUUUAACAAUAAAGAGGAAACCAAGGAUGCAGAUUAUGGCAAGAACAUAGUCAAGUUUUGCAUUUUCCAGAACCCCUCGUGGCUGGAGUCACACAGUAAGUAGCCUUUCCAGGCUGGCUUCUUUCACUUAACAAUAUUCUUUUAAGCUUCCUCCAUGUCUUUUCGUAGAUUAAUAGCUCAUUUCUUUUUAUCGCUGAAUAAUACUCCAUUGUAUGAACGUACCACUGUUUAUCCAUUCACCUCUGGAAGGACAUCUUGGUUGCCUCCAGUCUUUUGGCAGUUAUAAACAGGCUGCUGUAAAUAUUCAUGUGCGGGUUUAUUGUACUGUUUUCUAGCUUGCUUUUCUAAGUUAUGUUCUGAAUGGCUUUUGGUGUUAUAAAUAUAGAUGUCUGUCAGCAUUUUAAUGGCUACAUACAAUCCUAGCACAGUUUAUUUAACCAGCUCCUUUGUUAAACAUCUAGAUUGUUGCCUCUAGUCUCAUAAAUCUGUUCUAACUAGUUGGUCUACACCAUAUCUUGUGGUUAAGGCUUGGCUGACUGAGUCCUGUGUUCAAAUCCUAGAUACCCCACUUACUGAGUGAACCUGGGCCAAGUUUUUAAUUCCCUAGGACUUGGUGAAAUCGAAAUAGAAGUUGUACUUAUGGUGAGGAUUAAAUGAGCUGAUACAUGCAAAGUAUUUAGAAUAGUUUAGAACCCAGUACAUAUAAACUCAUAAUAAAAUUCAGCUCUUAUAAUUUAUUAUCUGUUGCGCACCUACCAUGUGUCCUGAGCUAGCGAUUGUGGAAGUUUUCAAAGACUAAAUCAUAUGUGUGAUCUUACCUUCAAGGAACUUUGAAUCAGCUCCUGAUGCGGGAUAAUGCAAAGCAGAGCAAUACUGAUUCCUUAUGUUGUUUUCUCUGUGCCAGUUCCAAUACAAAAGACGAAGCAAGAUAUGUCCUAAGAAAGUGGAGAUGAAGUGUGAGAAUUCAAGGGACCCAGUGAUGGCUUCCACCUGGGCAUACCAGCAAAUGGUUAUGAGCCUUAGAGUUUCUGAACUCCAAGUACUGUUGGGCUACGCUGGGAGAAACAAGCACGGACGCAAACACGAACUUCUCACAAAAGCCCUGCAUUUGCUAAAGGCUGGCUGCAGUCCUGCUGUACAAAUGAAAAUUAAAGAACUCUAUAGGCGGAGGUUCCCCCAGAAAAUCAUGACGCCUGCGGACUUGUCCAUCUCCAGCGUACAUUCAAGUCCUAUGCCAGCAACUUUGUCUCCAUCUACCAUUCCACAACUCACUUAUGAUGGUCACCCUGCAUCAUCACCGUUACUCCCUGUUUCUCUUCUGGGACCUAAACAUGAACUGGAACUCCCACAUCUUACAUCAGCUCUUCACCCAGUCCAUCCGGAUAUAAAACUUCAAAAAUUACCAUUUUAUGAUUUACUGGAUGAACUGAUAAAACCCACCAGUCUAGCAUCAGACAACAGCCAGCGCUUUCGAGAAACCUGUUUUGCAUUUGCAUUGACACCACAACAAGUGCAGCAAAUCAGUAGUUCCAUGGAUAUUUCUGGGACCAAAUGUGACUUCACAGUGCAGGUCCAGUUAAGGUUUUGUUUAUCAGAAACCAGUUGUCCACAAGAAGAUCACUUCCCACCCAAUCUUUGCGUGAAAGUGAAUACAAAACCUUGCAGCCUUCCAGGUUAUCUUCCACCUACUAAAAAUGGUGUGGAACCAAAGCGACCCAGCCGACCAAUUAAUAUCACCUCACUUGUCCGAUUGUCCACAACUGUACCAAACACCAUUGUUGUUUCAUGGACUGCAGAAAUUGGAAGAAACUAUUCCAUGGCAGUAUAUCUUGUAAAACAGUUGUCCUCAACAGUUCUUCUUCAGAGGUUACGAGCAAAGGGAAUAAGGAAUCCGGAUCAUUCUAGAGCUUUAAUUAAAGAGAAAUUGACUGCGGAUCCAGACAGUGAAAUAGCUACAACCAGCCUGAGGGUUUCUCUACUAUGUCCACUUGGUAAAAUGCGGUUGACAAUUCCAUGUCGGGCCCUUACAUGUUCUCAUCUGCAGUGUUUUGAUGCAACUCUUUAUAUUCAGAUGAAUGAGAAAAAACCAACUUGGGUUUGCCCUGUCUGUGAUAAGAAGGCUCCGUAUGAACACCUUAUUAUUGAUGGCUUGUUUAUGGAAAUCCUGAAGUACUGUACAGAUUGUGAUGAAAUACAGUUUAAGGAGGAUGGCUCUUGGGCACCUAUGAGAUCAAAAAAGGAAGUACAGGAAGUUUCUGCCUCUUACAAUGGGGUUGACGGAUGCUUGAGCUCCACAUUAGAGCACCAAGUGGCUUCUCAUCACCAGUCCUCAAAUAAAAGUAAGAAAGUAGAGGUGAUUGACCUAACCAUAGACAGUUCAUCUGAUGAAGAGGAGGAAGAGCCAUCUGCCAAGAGAACCUGCCCUUCUCUCUCUCCCACAUCACCACUAAGUAAUAAAGGCAUAUUAAGUCUUCCACAUCAAGCAUCUCCAGUGUCCCGCACCCCAAGCCUCCCUGCUGUAGACACAAGCUAUAUUAACACAUCCCUCAUCCAAGACUACAGACAUCCUUUCCACAUGACACCCAUGCCUUAUGACUUGCAAGGAUUAGAUUUCUUUCCUUUCUUAUCAGGAGACAAUCAGCAUUAUAACACCUCCCUGCUUGCCGCUGCAGCAGCAGCGGUUUCAGAUGAUCAAGACCUCUUACACUCGUCUCGGUUUUUUCCAUAUACCUCCUCACAGAUGUUUCUUGAUCAGUUAAGUGCAGGAGGCAGUACUUCUCUGCCAGCCACCAAUGGAAGCAGCAGUGGCAGUAACAGCAGCCUCGUAUCCUCCAACAGCCUAAGGGAGAGCCAUAGCCACACUGUCGCAAAUAGGAGCAGCACGGACACAGCAUCCAUCUUCGGCAUCAUACCAGACAUUAUUUCAUUGGACUGAUUCCCUUGCCCCUGCUGCUCCCAUCCCUACCCCAGAUUAAAUGAACUUGGUAGAAAGAAGAGAACUUUGUGCUAUGUUUUACCUUAUUCUGUUUAGAAAAGUACACAAGCGUGUUUUUUUCCUUUUUUUUAGGGAAAAAAUUAAAAGAAAUGUACAGAGAACAAAACUAUAUUUUCAGUUUUACUUUUGUAUAUAAAUCUAAGACUGCCUGUCUGAAAAAACACUUGUAAAAAACAAAAAAAAGGAAAGAAAAGAAAAAAAAAAGAAAAAAAACAAGUACCCACAAACCACCUUCAGUUCAUUCUUUCUGGAUUCUGAAGAUUUUUUUUUCAUCAUUUGUCCUAUUUGGUUUUAUUUUACUUCAAUGGCAUUAUUUUAUUUGCAAUAACAGAAAAGGAAUUGCAUGUAUGAAGUUUUAAAUUGUGGGCUUUUCUUUGUUGUGGGGAGGGGCUGGGGGGGAUAGUUUUAAUUUCCAUUUUCUAAAAAUGACAGACUUGGAUUCUGUUUGUGUGUGUGCAUAUUUUAUCCAGCCUUAAGUUAUAAAUCUCAUCUGUUCCUCUGCAUUCCCUAUGUAUUUUCAGGACAUAGCUUGUGGGUGUGUAUGUGUCUGUGUAUAUUUUUGUGUCGUUACUGUUCCUUCUCCCGAGUUUGCAUUCAGUUGAUAAAUCAGUUGCCUGCUUCUUUAAAAGUGCUUUGAAGGUCUUGAACUCUCAUAUGAGCAUCUUUAUCAACUGUCCCAAUUGCAUGUUCUCCAUCACAUAUUGUCUCUUAUUUGCUAGAUACCCCCUGAGAAUAUGUUUCAGAGAUUGGAGUAGAGCUAUCUGGGUAAGGAGUAGGCUUAGCUGACCUGUGAAUAAUACACUUUAGUCUAGUUCUUUAUUUUAAAUUUGGAUUGCCAGUAUUAUGUAUUUAAACCAAGUCUGUGAACACCUGCUUUUUUGGCCACAGGGUAACAAGUUUUCAUGUGAGAUCUUCAUACCAAAGUAGGAAGUAAAAAUAGCUUAGAAAGCCCUGUUGGAUGUCCUGUGCAGCUGACAGAGGUAAGGCUACAUCACCUCAAAAAAGACAGUCAAUUAUCCUUAAAAGUAAAUUCUCUUCGGAAAAUACAGUGCACCAUAUGUCAGUCUGUAGAAAUCUAUCAUCUGAUAAACAGUUGAAAUUCAAAAUGGGCUUGAUCCUUAGUCAUUUUCACUCUCUGGUUCUGAGUGUACUUAUUUUUUUAGCCUAGUUAUCUUGUUUGUUUUAUAUUUUUCUUCAUCUUUUAAAGACAAGCAUGACAUAGGAAAGUCAAAUCUUUUUAAGAAUUCAUGGAUCAGUCUGAUCUACUCUUAUUAAUAAUGGAAAUGUAAAUAUAUUGAAAACUGUUUUUCAGGAAAUGAGUGAGGGUUGGAGGGAAGGAAAAAGUGGUUCUACUUGUAUUCCAAAAUCCUCGUCAGAGAAGGUCAGUUUUUCAGGUAAUAUCUGAAGGUGUUGAAAAUAUUGUUUAUCUGAUUGAAAGGUUUAGCAGAAAAGAUAAAGAAGGGGCAUAACGAUUACCAAUUUUCCAGACUGGAUUUUUAUAUCACAACUGUUAAUGUUCUCAGAGUUGUUCUCAGAGUUGAUGAAGGACCACCUUUGUGUAUAAAAUUGUCAUUUUAAACCUUGCAGUGGUAACAAAUUGACCUACUUUAAUCCAGUUAAGAGUUCAAGAUGGCUGUAUCUUCAGUUGUCUGAUGAAAUUAAUGGUUCACAUGACUGUGUGGCAUCUAAACAUACCUGUUUUUACAGUAUCUCUCUGCCACCAAAUUGUUGACUUGAAUUUUGAAAAACAGGUUGGUAUUGAUAUGUAUAUGUGUGUGUGUAUAUAUGUAUUUAUAGACAAGUGUGUGAGUGACAACUGAGUUAUAUAGUCUUCCCCUACGCAUGUGUAUUCCACACAUACAUGGCUGAGUUAUAGUCACUAAACAAUUUGCAAUAAAAAAAAUUCAUUGUCAGUUAAAACAGGAAAUAGUUAAGUUUUUAAAUGAAUCUGGUGUUAUGUGAGUACACACUUUAGAACUCUCAUUGCCAUGUUAACUUAGGCUAAUAUCUAAUAGUAUUAUAAUUUGUGUCUAAAUUCAGAUGGGAUAGAAAUUACUUAAAUUGUAGGGAGUUGCUUCUUUCAUAUUGUAAUAGGAAACGUUUCUGUUAAUUCAGCUACCUAAGAUAAAAUGAAUAGUUUUGUUUUUCUUUAUUUGUUGUUGUUAGUGGUCUCAGAAUUCUGAUCAAUAACUUUGUGUAUGAUGCUGAAUAACAGACUCUUUGAAUGAUCCAGUUGAAAAACCGUCCCUCUACUUUCUUCAGCCCAGUUUUGGAGAGGGUUAUUUUCUCUCAGGGUCCUGCGUUAUACCAACCGAAGGGAAGAACAGGUAACAGGGAGAAAUAAAUGUCUGUCUAGUGGCUUUGGUCGUGUCUCCGCGGGAGAAACUAACCAUUCAGUUUGUCUUUUUAUUUUAGUUCAUUCCACUCUUACGGAGUUUGUUCCCUUCAGUUGUUAACUUUCUAAAAUGUUGCAGUAGUAGUAACUAUUACUCUGUUGGUCUCAUGGCCGCUAUUAGUCAAUCAGACUUUUUAUGGUCCAUAGUAAUUAUUAGUGGAGUCAUGCACUGCAUCUUUAUCUUCUAAGUUUUUGUUUGUUUUUAAAGCACAGUUAUUUCUUUUUUCCCUAGCCCACUGUCACUCCCCCACCCAUGCUAAUAUUGACAUGCUGUCUGUGGACUAAUGACUCUCAGAAUUUUUAGUCACGUUACCACCAUCCCCUUGCCUUGGUCACUCAUAAUAGGUGCGCAUAUGUUUGUGUGUCUGUAUAGUACUGUGGGUGUGUGUGUGUGUGCAUAUGCACACACACACAUCUUUAGUAUAAUAGCUGUUUGACUAGCAGGGUUGAAGUGGCUUUUAAAUAUUUUGUGGGCAUUAUUGAACACGUUUUUAAAAGUAUCUGGACCUUAACCAUGCCACGCUUGGUUGACUAAUUUAUUUUGAGCAUUAAAAAUUUUCUACUUCUAUUAAUGUAGACAUUAUCACAGUUCUCUAUUAUUACUGACUUAGAAAAGAUACACUUAAGCUUCUGAGAAAUGUGAUUUCUUGGCAGAUUUUCCUUUGAGUCAAAUGUCUGAAACUGAAUGAAAAUACAUCCCAAUUUUAAAUUACUAAUUGUGGAAAAAACAUUGUUUUUAAACAGCUCCAAUUUUAAACACACAAAACACUUCAAGAUCUUUAGGACUUUAAAGCACAUUUGAAAUUAUUUUAGUAAGAGUUUUGUUUUAUCAAUACAUGUUGAAUUCUGUUUUUUAAUUAAAAGAAAAUACAAAGCUUAGAUUUCAGAAAGAGGGAGGGAGAAUAGCUGGUGGUCCCAGAGUGUGCUGCUGUUAAUUGUUUAAUUAACAAAGGGGAAAAAUGUAUAUAAACAGAUAUAAAAGUUACCAUAAAUUCCAUGAACUUAAAUCUGUGAUUCAUUGCCUUAAAACUUUCUCUCUUAGAAUUUCCAUACCGCAUGCCAAACCAGUAAAAUGGCUUUUAAAAAUGUAUAGUAGACCAAUGUCAGUUUGUAUAAAAGUACCAAGUGAAAAUAUUUAUUACAUGCAUUGGAAAAAAAAUUGUUUACCUAUUGAAUGUUACCUGUUUAUGUAGAGCUCUUUAGAUGUAAUAAAAGAAAAGCCUUCAGUUAAUUUGUCUUCUGUAAAAUACACUGCUGCGUAUACAAGGGGACAAUCCCUAUGAGAAAAAGUGACGAUGCUUU
Messenger RNA from Globicephala melas (long-finned pilot whale), 8493 nucleotides. It is a transcript of the gene PIAS1, whose product is annotated as protein inhibitor of activated STAT 1. Gene Ontology annotation, biological process: protein sumoylation; regulation of transcription by RNA polymerase II. The record is from RefSeq and is a predicted model, not a curated record. NCBI's taxonomy places the organism in Eukaryota, Metazoa, Chordata, Mammalia, Artiodactyla, Delphinidae. Gene Ontology annotation, molecular function: zinc ion binding; transcription coregulator activity; SUMO ligase activity. Gene Ontology annotation, cellular component: chromatin.